AUGACGGACAGGAAGGUUGUGAUCAAGAAUGUUGACAUGUCUGAGUGCAUGCAGCAGGUCGCGGUGGACUGUGCCACCCAAGCCAUGAAGAAGUACAACAUUGAGAAGGACAUCGCUGCCUACAUCAAAAAGGAGUUUGACAAGAAGUACAACCCCACAUGGCACUGUAUUGUGGGCAAGAGUUUCGGCAGCUGCGUUACCCACGAGACCAACCACCAAAUCUACUUCUACCUGGACGAGAUGGCCAUCCUCCUCUUCAAGUGCGGCUGA
Messenger RNA from Engraulis encrasicolus (European anchovy), 270 nucleotides. Its product is annotated as dynein light chain 2, cytoplasmic-like. Gene Ontology annotation, cellular component: cytoplasmic dynein complex. The record is from RefSeq and is a predicted model, not a curated record. The coding region runs from base 1 to 270 and encodes 89 amino acids. NCBI's taxonomy places the organism in Eukaryota, Metazoa, Chordata, Actinopteri, Clupeiformes, Engraulidae. Gene Ontology annotation, biological process: microtubule-based process. The transcript is spliced from 2 exons. Gene Ontology annotation, molecular function: dynein intermediate chain binding.